Gregarina niphandrodes is the source of this 163-nucleotide messenger RNA. RefSeq lists its product as hypothetical. The annotation marks the transcript as partial. The record is from RefSeq and is a predicted model, not a curated record. Lineage: Eukaryota; Apicomplexa; Conoidasida; Eugregarinorida; Gregarinidae. The transcript has a single exon.
CGCACACGCCUGUUCGCGGAUUUGCUCCGCCGCCGUCGCCGCUAAACGGGACCACUCGGAAAUGGAACCGGCCGAAUAUUUCGCCGCCGCCGAACCUCCGACAUCCGCCGAAGGCUUCACCGCCAAAAAUUUCACCGUCGAAGAUUCGGACGCGGGGAGCUGG